GGCGGGUUUUAAAAACGACGGGAACACAACAUUUUAAAUCCUAAAGUUCACUUGACUUUUUGUGUUUGUUUUGUUUCCAUUUGUUCUCCUUAAGCCCCUUCCCGGGAUAAACGUUGAUUGUAACCCAAGCGGACACAGGCGUGGCCACUGCAUUCCAAAGCAGGAACAACAAACAAAAGCCCUUUUCUCAAAGCCUCCAACUUUCCCAGUCUGGUCCUUUCAUCUAUAUUCGAUUAUCGGGCCGGCGCCGUGGGCGUGGAUUCGGAAUGAACACGCAACCCUUUUUCUGAAGAAUUCGAAGAAGUCAAGUAAUUAAGAAGAGGAAGCUUCCUCGUGCCUUCCCGUGCGUCCUGUUGCCCUUUGUGGGGCGAUUCCAAGGUGCGCAGGGGGAGGGGGCCGUGCGCCCUGGCUCCGCGGAAACUCGGAGUGGAAAGCAGGGUCGAGCGGAGCAGUAAGAGGAAACUGAAUCAGAAAUACGACGGAGGCAUCAAGGUCACGGACCGGGGCUUGAGGCGGAGGAGCGACCCGGGUGUCCGGCCUUUUGUUCUGCGGGGCUGAAAGCCCGGGUGGAAGGCCGGAGGCGAGGGCCGGGGCUCUGCCCCGGGUGGCGGGGGCGGGCCGCUGCCCCUGCUCGGCGGGCGGGGCGCCGGGGCCGCGCGACCGCACCUGGGGCUGCGCGUGCCGCGCUUUCCCGAGCGGGGCCGGAGUUUGCUGCGGGAACCAGAGAAGGGAACGAAUGAAUGACCCCCCUACCGGCAUGGGGGCCCCGGGUCUCCGCGGAGCCACGCACCGCGCGGGCUGCCCUCGCAGCCUGGGGCAAGCGGGGACCGUUCCGCGCGGGGUGGCGCGCGGCCCCCCAGUGGCCGCGGGCGCCCCGGAUCCCGGGGCAGAAGGAAGCCCGGGCAGCAGCCACGAGGACUGCAGGGACGGGCAGAAUCUGGACUCCUUGUCCUGGGUAAGAGAGAAAGUGCUCUUUCUUCUUCACCCGGAGAGAGGGCUGGGGACUCACGUGGAUCCUGCGUUGCUGGAGGCGGCUGGUGGGCAGGACGGUUCCCGGGCGGGUGAGGGCGACCCGGAGAGCCCUGCUCCUCACUUAGCAGGAGAAAAGCGGGGUCCUCGCGGCCACAUGGACCCUCCCGCCGGAACCCCGCCGCGGGACACCCCAGCCCCACCCAAAUCCGUGCUCGUGCGGGUGGUGGAUUAUCAAGUGACACAAGAAGUCCUCCAGACCGCGUGGACGAAGGGCUGCUUGACCUCACGGACAGAGGAGCGCUUCAUGACCAUGGUCACGUUUCGUACCAACAAGCAGUGAGGCGGGUUGUGGGGCGCACGGACCCCUGGGGAACCCGGCAUUCUGGGCACAGAGAGAGGCCCCGCGAGUCCACACGGCGGAGAGACGACCUUUCCAGGGCUACAGGGACCUGAUUUCCCAAGGAGAUUAAACAGGAAGGAGGCGCCCUGGGAAUGUUCUGGGCUGGCGGACAAACGGUAAUCCUCAAGAGAGGAAAACGCUCUUCUGCAACCCCAACCUGCAAUUAAGGAACAGCAGGGACCUUUAGAGACUGGCGCGGGUGCUUGGAGAGGCAGCUGAUGGCACCCAGUACACAUCGAAGACAACUGUAAACAACGUAUUACCUCGUUUGUGGCUUAAAUACUGUGAGGGUCUGGAGACCUACCGCCUUCACAAGAGGGGAAGAAAAGAUAAAACCAACUGCACCAAGUUAGACAAGAUGAUCUUCUCUCAAGUAACAUAGAAAUGGCCUUUCGAGCAACUUCGAGGGAGUCAAAGGAUGCCAAGGGCAUCCUGAGUUUUCUGACUUGUGUUCAUGAGAAGUACCCCAGUGUCACGUCACGUCCCUGAGUCCUGCAAGUCCCAUGGGCGGAGGGGUCUCCGCUGUCAGCGCUCCGGCCCAGGAGACCAACACUCAAGCUGAUCUGUUUCCAAAACUGCUUGGUAGGUAGAAAAGGUAAUAAAGGCAGCAUAAAUUAAACCUUUAUUUUUCCCCAACAACCCUGCCUGACUCCCCUAUGAGGUUAAACUGCUUGGCAGAUUUCACACCUGAUGUAAUAAAUUUGGUUAUGAGUCACACGCCCCACAUGACAGAGUCCUGACUAUAGUCAACAAGAAAAGCUGCUUCGACGUGGAUCAAAAAUGGGAGCAUCACCUGGUUGCCUUCUCCACAGAGGCGAACUCCAGAGUUCAGGUUCUCGGGCUAAAACUGCUCCACCUCUUCUUACUGUGGCUUUGGGCAAGUGCUUGAUCUUUAGGUGCCUCUGUGUCCUUAUUUGUUAAAUAAUAAAUGCUAUCAAUCUCGUAGAAUUAUUUUUCCCUAGGAUUAAGUUAAAUGAAAAAACACUGAGAACAAGGCUCGGCAUAAAGUGAAUGCUCCCAAUUAGCUAUUUUUUAAAAAAAUGUUGUUUAUUUUCAGAGAUGGGAAAGGAGGGAGGAAGAGAUGAGAAACAUCAGUGUGUGGUUGCCCCUUAAACGCUCCCUACUGGGGACCUGGUUGGCAACCCAGGCAUAUGCCCUGGUUGGGAAUCGAACUGGCGACCCUUUGGAUCGCAGGCUGGUGCUCAAUCCACUGAGCCACACCAGCCCAGGCUCAAAAUUAGCUAUUAUCAUUGCUAGUGAAUCUAGAAAAGCUGGCAUUCGUGCUGCCUGUCACAUACCAAACCCAGUAAGCAGAGACAGGGACUGAAUCUUUAAGGCGUUGUAUUCAGAUGGCUGGCGAUCUCAGAAGACAGCGGGUUUAUGCCCUGGCAGACCGCCUUCCAUUGCCUUCCAAACCAGCCUUCUUAUAACAGAGCAAGGUGCAGUGAGGGGGUUGGAAUUCAGGGACAAUUAGAUCAAAGAACUGCACCCUGGGGGCCAGCUGUCCCGGGAAGAGACAUCUGUCUCGCCCCAGAACGGAAUGGGUCUGGAGGUCUCCAGCUGUGCCCCAGGUCAGCAGCCUCCCAGCGGAGUGGCUGACGGUACCUGCAGUUCCUGAAAUAAUAGCUUGAACAUAUGCAUUACCUACUAGGCUUAUUAACUAUUUACCUUAAACUAAAAAUUUCCCAACUUCUGAGUCCCCUAUCAUUAGUGUGAUUAUUUUUAGUUCACUUUCAUCCUCACCAGGCUUGAGUCUCUUAUUUAAUAAUUUAAAAAAAUAACUGAAGGCAUACAGCCCCAGAAGUCCUGUGGAACUCAAACCAGUGAUUUUUAUUCACUCUUUUCUCCAUUGCUGAAAGAAGACAUAUUCCUACCUUUUCCCAACACUUAAUGUAUGAGUAAACACAUUCCUUAAAUUCCUUAUAAAUGACCUGGUCCACAUCUUGUCAUAAAGAUUGACCCUAAGGUUCAAAAACCUACCGUGCACCAUGCUGGAGUCUCUGAGGGGUGUCACACACUGCUUGUUGGUGCCUGUUGGUUGGUGGGAUCUUUGAAUACUUUCUCUUUGAAUACCUGUCAGGUCAGUUUAUUUUCCCUCUGGGAUUUCAAAUCUAAUGCUUUGGUGGUUAGUUUGUUUUCCCUCAGAUUUUAAAUCUUCCAGCUCUCUUUGUAAAAGAAAAAAAGAACAGGCAUGACGAGUUUUCACUGUGUCUCCUUUCUUUUAAAAUGUAUCUAUUCAAGUCAGCUUAACGCCAUUCGUUGGACAGGUCAAGGGUCUCAGGGUCUGACCAGCUCUUACUACAUGUCAUUCUUGCCUCACGUGAAUGUGUAACACAGUUAUUUUCCAGAA
This is a messenger RNA of Artibeus jamaicensis (Jamaican fruit-eating bat), 3722 nucleotides long. RefSeq names its product chromosome unknown C6orf141 homolog (gene CUNH6orf141). Lineage: Eukaryota; Metazoa; Chordata; Mammalia; Chiroptera; Phyllostomidae. The transcript is spliced from 2 exons. The record is from RefSeq and is a predicted model, not a curated record. Bases 737 to 1312 code for a protein of 191 amino acids.